UCUCAUUACAAAAGCACUGAACUUCACCAACAACUUCAACAAAUGCCAUUUAAAUCGCGAAUUCCAAUCGAAUACGCUCAGAAUUGAACGAGCAGAUGGCCUGAGUUUCAAUGAUGGCCAAACCGGUUUUAUAUGGCUGAGAAUCAGCGAGAAAGUACGAUUUGAGCGGUUUUAAAGUAGGAACGUGCUAGUCAUAUGCAUAGUUAGCGUUGUGGAAAGUUGAAAGUUGACCACGAUAUUUUAAAGGGAAAUGGUCUAUUUGCGAAAGGGCUGAAAUGUUGCCGAAGCUUAGGAAAUUUCUGACGAGGCAAAGUCGAUCGAGGUCAGAUAAAGGGGAAGAGAACGGCGAUGUUGUACUGCCUACGGAUUUGGCUGAUCAAGACAACUUGUUUACAGAGGACCCGUAUCGCAAUCGAACAGGUUCGAUGGGCGACAAUAUUUUUAACCAAGAGCUACAUUUCAUUGUGGACUAUUUAGGAUACUCUCAGGUCUCCGAAGUACAGUCGAUUUCACUGCUUUUGGAAAGCGUAAAGCGUGUUAAAAAAGGCUGCUCCGAAGCUAGCCGUGUCGACUUCGUAAUCAAAGAAGGAGUUCUAAAGAUUUCCACAGUCGGUUGUCAUGCAUUAAUUCUUACCGUGCCACUGUAUAUUGUUGCCCUCUGUGCACAGGAAUCGCUUAGAGGGUUUGAUAAGUGUUUUGGCUUAAACAUCACUCGAAAGAAUUCCCACCUUUGCUAUGUUUUUCAAGCUGGCUCGAGCCUCGAGGCAUCGAGCGUCGUUCGGUCAGUGGCACUGUCGUUCAAGUCUUUGGGUAAGAUGUUGCGGGACAGAAAGGAAAAGAUGCGUCUGAUGAGACGAAGGAAGAACACCCCCCUGUAUCACCCGAAUUCGGUUGAAUCUGAUUGGUCGAGUCAAACUGGUUACUACAAUGACUCUGGUUUCGAUCCUUGGCAGAAAUUUGAGACAUGGUCGAGGGUCUCCAGUACGAUAAGUAGAGGUACUGGUAAUGAGCAGCAAAGAUCAUCCAUGUCUCAAAAACAUUCAUUGAAUCAAUCAACGUCACGGAGACCGCCAACACAUCAUUCGUUCAAACACGUAGAAUUCACUGCACUGUCGCCCGUUCCAUCCCACAAUAGCAGCAUUGAGAACAGAAUGAACGACAUUAACAUAUCCAGAAGUAAGCAAGACGAAAGAUCGCGUGAAAGCUCUAAUACUGUAAAACGAAAAGGAGAGUUUCAAAUUGAAGUGGACGUCCACACAGAUGUCAAUCAAAGAUUGGCGAAAAGUGAACGACCUGAUAACAGCGUGGUGCAGGAAUCGUUUUUGGAAUUAUCAAGAGAAGAAUCAUCCAGUGUAUUACAGAAUGAAGACCAGAGCAUUUGUAUGUUCGAGAAACCCGAUAUCGUUGACGAAAGGAUAGAUAUGGUCUUGUCCGCAAUCCGAAGGGGUGACGUAGCGUGUGUUUCCUCGUACCUCGAUGAUGGAGUGGACGUUGAUUUAGCUGAUUCGACAAGGAGAACUUUGCUUUUUCAUGCGGUAAACUACGGUCAGAAUGCGGUGGUGCAACUUCUGCUGGACAGAGAUGCUUCGGUGAACUGGGAAGGACCCAAUGACAUGUCUCCACUUCACCAGGCCGCUGCUAAUAAAGACAAAUCUAUCGCGCAGAUUCUGUUGGCUAACGGAGCCAAUGUUCGUGCAAAAGAUUGUGAAUUCCGUACUCCGCUCCACAUGUGUGCUGGUCAUCCAAGUGGUACGGAGCUAUCGUGUAUACUGGUCGAACAUGGCGCGAGAAUUUGUGAUAAUACCAUCGAUGGAACACGACCAUUGGAUCUUCUACCAGACUUGAAGGAACUUCAAAGUCGUUUGGUUCAAUCAGUGUGCGAGGCGUUUAUCGCAGCCGACACGUCGAAGUCUCAUUCGAAUUCUGUCACCUCAUCUCAGUCGGUUCAGUCGGGCCACUCCGUGUUCUCGGGCGGCUCCGUCGUGCCUCACGUCGGCAGUCUACGGCAUAUGCACAAUCAAUCGCCGCAAAUGAAGCACGCACGUCAUGUAAGCCGACGCCUAACGGCCAACUUCGAUGUGGGUAGCUUCCAAUGGAAGAAGGAUGCAAAGUGCAUGAUGGAUGAGGCGACAGACGAAAAUUUCAGAGAAGAGGAUGAGAUUGACGCCGUAAAUGGGACUCCUUGUAACGCAUGCACUACUGAGAAUAUCAAAGAGACUGUCGGUAAAUCAUCUCUUGUAAACACAAGCUGUGAAGACCAAGAGGAUCAAAAUGGACACCUCGCUUCGCCGACUACAAAUACUCGUGCAAAGGCGCCGUUUAGCGCUUGCGAAACGCGGGAACUUCAUGAAAACAUACUCGCAGCACAUCACAAGAGGACGUUUGUUAUCGGCUCUAUCGACACGUGGGCUGAAGGUAACGCGUACGAAGCUUUGAUGAGCUCAACUCCAGCAGAUGGUCUGCUAGAAGAAACUGUGAAACCUUGUUUUGGUGAAGAAGAUAACAUACAGCAAUUCACGGCCUUUGGAAAUUCGAAUGAUUCUGGGCUACACACGAAAGAUGAGACGAGAAGCACCGUUUGUGCUCAUCAGAGUAUUCUUCACAACAGCAAGACAUGCUCUGAAACGAUGAGAGGAAGAACUCGGGGAGACUCGGUUCGUUUUCAAGACGUCGUUUCACCGGUUAAAGAAACCGAUUCUGGUCUCGGGUGUUCCGAAGGCUCACCGUUACCUCACGAAGGAAAAGAUAUGGCAGACAGGUUUCGUGAGAGAGCACGCUCAAACGCAGACAGUUGCUACGGCUCCAUGGCGCCUUGUUGUUGUUGCAAAGAGGAUGAUCCUAUAUUGAUAGCUCUGAACUCGUUGGUAAAACUAUCAUUCAAUCCCGAAUGCCAACCACUUCUUCUGUCCUAUCUUUGCCUACCAAAGGCUUCAUCGUUGCUGUCGGUGUUUGCAAGGUCACCCACAGCGAAACAAUGGGUCGCCGAGGCUGUGGCACUCUUGAUUAAGAAUCUCGCCAGUAUCGAAGGGCCGGACAGUCGACGAAGGGCAGCCGAAGCUGGUUUUAUCCGAACUGUUUUACAACUUGCUGAAACUCAGGAGCCUGUGCAGACAACGUGUUUAGAGGUGUUGGAUAAUCUGUUGAAAGACGUGAAGUGUGAGCGUGAAUAUAAUUCCACCAUGACCAAUAUCCCGUCAGGACCUUUACUAAACCUCUUGCAUUAUCAAAACGACAUGGAAAGCUCGUCGCUACACACAGGGAUUACAGAAGUUGCAGAUUCCUCUGUUGGAAAGAAGCGAAAAAUUUCACGUUCACAACAAGAGACUCCUGUAAAACUCAGUCCUCGUCUUGUGGCAACACGUUUGCUUGCUGCUUCCAGCACUCACUUGAAAAUGCAACGGGAACUUGGAUCACCACGAUCGGUGGACCUGCUCCUGGAAGCUUUGGAGGAAAGAGAUGCGGAGAUAGUUCACAAUGCUGCCGUAACUCUGGCAAAUAUCGCUAUGUAUGAUGGCAACCAUAGUCUAUUGAUAAGCUCUGAUGCCGUUGAAUCAUUAAAGAGAUGUGUUCCUAAAGAUGCAAGAGCUUAUUAUCACGUCUGUCGUGCCCUCGUCUACCUAAACUGUGACGAGGAUGACAAAUGCGAUUACCUUUUCGACUUCGAUCAAGAGGAACCCAGACCUCUGUACACGGAGAAGUCUCCGAACCAAGAACCUUACAUCAAGGGUGGGAGCCUGGAGUCUCUGGUGAGAAUACUGACCACCAGAGCUAUCACUUUAUGGGGUGGGGUGCCGUUGCUUAGUCCUACGCCGAAAAACAGAACGAGAAUGAAAGUAGCGAAGAGGAAGAGUAGAGCCACUGAAGAGCAAGUGAUCGAGUUCUUUCUGGCCACUUAUUCGACUUAUACCAAUCCUAUUGUCCUCAUGAGAUUGCUGGCUCACAGGUUUCGUGAACCGGCAUUAAAUUCGUUGUUUGAUGAAGAAACAGGCGUGUUCAAGGACCAAACACGAUGUCUGCCUUUUAUUCACAUUUCUCUCAUGAGAAUUUGGGUGGCUUGGUUAGAGAAAUUCCCUCAGGAUUUCAGGGAAAAUUCCACUCUUCAGAUUGAACUUGGUAAUUUGAUUGAUAACCUAGCAACGCGGCAGGGACCGUAUCUGGUUUGUGCUCAACAUCUAGAAAGUCUUCUAAUGCACAGCCAAGAAGACACAUCAAUAUCACUUCCACCGGAGAAUCAUUGUCAUCACGAUAUCCUCUUCAGGAGCUGCCAACAGGCAGUUCUCAGCGGUGCUCUUCCAGCCAAAAUCGAUGAUGCAAUAUAUCUAGCAGCAUUGCAACUGUACAUUGAGUUGUCUUCGACGGGAGACCAGCCAAAUGAGAAGGUGUUUGUCACGGACGUUGAUCUGGAGAAGAUCUCGACGUCACGUAUAAAACUUUGCCUCAAUCCUGCUUUUCAUAAAGUUAAAAACGUUUACAAAAGAGUUCGUGUGUAUGCCGAGCAAAUCUUCAGAGAGGCUCCGUCUCAGCGUAAAGCGAAGCAUGAUUUCAUCGAUUGUUGUCAGGGGAUGGUCGCGUAUGGUUGCAAGUUCUUUCGUGUGAAGGAGAUAACUUGCACAACGAAAUCACACACGAACAGGCGACUGUUGGGAGUCAGUGCCCAAGACGUGGUCGUUCUGGAUAAUAAGACUAAAAGUGUUCUGAAGAAAUGGGACCUCAAGAGCUUACUCGGUUGGAAAUGUGACGAAAGUAACGGUUCGCUAUUCCUGCUGUUCUCCGAGUCAAGUUUUCAUUUUCUUUGUGAAAAUAAAAUCGAACGUGGACGGCUGCAGGAUACUAUUAAACAAUGUGUCUAUCAACGCAAUUGCGAGGGUUUAAACGGAAAAGAUUUUCUUCCUUGGACAAAAAGAUCUGAAGAGAAGCGAAACUGGGGUGACAAAGCGAUGGAGGAAGAAAUCAAUCAUAGAUUAGAGAAUUUGUCGAAAUCAACGAAAAUAUUUCAAAAUCACGAUGAAUGGAAGUCGUUGAGCCUGUUGUACAUGCGACCAGGGGUUGAAGAGCCUCGCCACAGACGUCACUCCUCCCCGUCGCACAGAAAUUCAGUGAAACGCAAUGGAAAGAGGAACUCGGUGAUGUACUCAAAUGCAACAGUUGCUGCGGUGGAUCAGGCGGUCAACAGUUUAGACGAGGAAGAUGAUGACGUUUGUGUACCAAUUAUGGCGUACAGUGUCGGUACUUUGGAUCAACGUGAUGGUGAAACAUCCCAUUUAUCAAAAUCUCAAGCCUCCACAGUACAGAAGUCCUCGGUGACGACACAGUCGACAUUUGGUCAGCAGUCCUUUCUGGGAAACACGUCAAGUUAUCUCAACGAUUCCAACAUUCGAAAAGACCAGGUGUAUUCGACAAUUGAUCCCAUAUGUUCACCAAAGCUGAAGAUCUGCUUGUGUCCUCCUGAUGCAGAAUUUGUCCGCAGCGAAUUUACACUUCUUGAGCUCCUCAGCUAUCCCCGUGAGCUAGCGCGUCAGAUCACGCUCAUCGACCACGAGCUGUUUCGAAACAUAACGACGGCAGACAUCUUGCAGAGAGUUUCGGAAGGAACGAACAAGAAGCGGAAGAAAGGAGACGAGAAUUCUCAAAGAACUACCGUCGAGUUGUUUUCUGAUCGAUUUAAUCAGCUGAGUUCGUGGGUCGUGGCUACCUUGAUCAAGGAAGAGUCGGAUCAGGACACCGCUUACAUGAUGGUGCAGUUCAUUGAGACUGCAAAGCAAUGUCUAGAGCUUCGCAAUUACAAUGCAGUGAUGGCCAUUGGUGUGGGCGCCCUGUGCAGCGCUCCUGCACGGCGAUUACGUAAGGCCAUCCCUGACCUCGUACCUAAACGAUACCUGGACCAACUCCACAUCAUGGAGGUCCUCAUGGACUCCAGAGACAACUACAAAAAAUAUCGGGAAUCUUUAAAAAUAUGUCCAAGUCCCGCCGUUCCGUACUUCGGCGUAUAUUUGAAGGAUCUUAUUUACAUCUCGGAAGGUAAUCCGGAUUACCUCAAUGGCGGCAUGGUAAAUCUCGCCAAACGGCGGCUGUUGUAUGCAGUUCUGCACCAAAUUCGAAGAUUUCAAGUCAAGUCAUACAACUUUGAACAGGUCUCUGAGAUUCAAGAGUUCCUCCUAAACACAGAGAGGUAUUCUGACGAAGAGCUCCAUCGAAUGUCCCGUAAACUGGACACGAGCUCGAGAAGGACUGUGUCCGAGGCAAGCCGCGAGGUGUCCAUGUCUGUAUCGGGCGUCUCGAUCGCCUGAACGUGGAGGAAUGGUGACCAGUCACAUGACAAGCCCAGAACACCUCGAUCAACCUCGAAGGAUCUUCACAAAAUGUAAUUACGAGGCAAAAGCCGCCGUAGGCUAACCUUACUGCUAGAUGGAUAUACGAAAGAGUGGAGUUUCAAUUCAUUAAAGAGAAGAUUGCGAAUAGGCUUUUUUUUGAGGAAAUUUUCGCUCAAGAGUGUUAAACAGAGAAAAAACAAAAUUGGCGAAAUGCAUACAGUUGCUGUAUGGAGUUCAGAUGUAAUGAGAUACGCGCGUGGCAUCUUGGAUCCUGUUCUGUAAAUUGAUGUGUUUUUAGCGAGAAAAACCUGGAUUUGUUUUUUUUUCGGCGCUGUCGCAGUGGGAAAUACAAUAUUCGUUGCACAUCAGCUGUGUUGGGACUUUAACGCCGAAUCCUGGAUUUCGAAGUUGUUUCAUAUGCUUGGUGGUGUCCAAAUUAUGUCAGAACCUCAAAACCGUGUGAAAAUAUAUAUAGAGCAUCGUUCGUUAUUAGUUAUUUGACUUAUUUCUAUGCAAUAAACGCGUUUUACGGGUGUCUACGACAUAUGAAAAAAUUUAUAAAAAUAUUUAUUAUAGGAUAGUCUAUUAUAUUGUUCGUCAGCAGCAAGUGUUGAUUCUAAUUCGUAACGUAAAAACGUAUUUUGUCAUGCAAACAUACAAGUUAGAAUUUUGGUGGGUUUUCAUAUUAGCAAAUAAUAUUUUCUAUAAUUUGAGGCGCGAGUGUCAAGGCUGCCCUUCGAGUGGCUAAGAGUCUUAUCUGAAGAUGGCACCACUGAUGUUUUUAUACUUGUGUAAAAAUUAAAGCAAUGAUGGGCCCUUUUAACAUUAUACUAGUUUUGCAAGUGACGUUUUUGAUAACGGAGACGGCAUGAGUAACGUCAAAAGACUGGUUUAAGUAUUGUGAUUGGUGAACUGAAACUUUACAACUUUAAUUGUGACUGUGAUUGUUGAAAAACUUUACUUCCGGUCAACGUACGUGUUGUCAAAACCGUCGCUUGCUCACUACUGUCAAUAUCGGUUACAUUGCAGUUAAAUAAUAAGACUUUGAAUCAUUGGCGCGCGUGAACGUAAAAUUUGUGCCAGUUUUUACAAAGGCUCGUUUUAGCCAUGUUGUGAAAACGGUGAGUGAUAGAGCGCUAUCGAAAGAUAGAUUCAUUCAUUGAAGAAUUCCACAUAUUUGUUCUGCCGGAAUACAGUAUUUUACUGGAACGUCUUCUGCACAAGACGUUCGGCAAAUUUUAAGUCGGACCUGUCGUGGGAAUGCCUGAAUAGUCACUUCCGGAAUGAAAACCAUCCCAUAAACAAUAGAUUACAUCGCCCGCUUCGUUUCCAAGCUAUUGUUUUGCCGUUCACUCGAGCAAAUUCAGGAAGUGUCUAUUCGUUGUUCAAAAACACGAGUCUAAUUUUUCAACUGGUUUCUUACAAACUUAAUCCUGUUGUAGGAUAAAUAGAUGUUUAACUUUCUCGAAUUUCUUAAUGGUCGCCAUGAAGAAAAAUGUAAACAAACCUAGUAUUACUAUUUACAUGCACGCGUCAAAUUCAACCUAGGCUAACCCGAGUUUUUGAACAACAAAUUUGUGCAGCAUUCAUUCGGAAGUCUUCUAGUUUUGAAGUUAACAGUUAAAGGCUAUCAUGUAUUCUAUAGUCUCCAGAAGCUCGUGUUAUAGAAAUAGUGUAGCUAAUUCUCUGCUUUAGUCAGAGCAUAUGUGGAUAUAAAAAGCGUCAUCGCUUUAAUAUGAACAUGUUAAAUGUAUAUUUAAGCACCAUCGCUGGAAAGAUAGAUAUUUAUUUUAUUUAAUAAAAUUUGAGAUCGCAA
Messenger RNA from Dendronephthya gigantea, 8127 nucleotides. RefSeq lists its product as uncharacterized. Lineage: Eukaryota; Metazoa; Cnidaria; Anthozoa; Malacalcyonacea; Nephtheidae. Gene Ontology annotation, biological process: Ras protein signal transduction; positive regulation of GTPase activity. The transcript has 29 exons. The record is from RefSeq and is a predicted model, not a curated record. Gene Ontology annotation, molecular function: protein binding; guanyl-nucleotide exchange factor activity. Gene Ontology annotation, cellular component: plasma membrane. Bases 276 to 6287 code for a protein of 2003 amino acids.